CGGAUUCUGCAACCGUGACCGAUGACCGGUCGCUUGCUUAUCCGCCAGGCAAACACCCAAUUUAUUUCGUCAACCAUCCCCAAUUCCCACCCAAGCUCUUGCUUCUUCUCCUCCCACGCGUGCGAUUUCCCCAAAUCCCAGCCCCUCCCCUCAAAUCCCACCCUCAAUCUCCAAAUUCCCCGCCACACCCACCUCCAGAUCCUCCCCGCAAGCUCAAUUAGCUCCGAUCUCCACCACCACCACCACCACCACCACCACCAGCAGCUCCGCCAUGGAGUGCGAGCCGGAGGAGCUGCAGUUCCUGGGCCCGCUGGGCAUCUACCGGGAGUCGGUGGCCAUCCUGCGCGCUUACCGCCCGCUCUACGCCCGCAUCGCCGCCGCCUUCGUGCUCCCGCUCUCGGCCCUCUUCCUCGCGCACAUCGCCAUCUCCCACGCCCUCUUCCGCACCAUCGACUCCGACGACACCGCCCUCGAGUCCUCCGCCCCGGGCACGGCCUCGCAGCAGCGGAUCCUGCAGCGGCUGGGCGCCGACUGGGCGGCGCUCGUCCUCUUCAAGGCCGCAUACCUCCUCGCCCUGCUCCUCCUCUCCCUCCUCUCCACCGCCGCCGCCGUCUUCUCCGUCGCCUCCGUCUACUCCGCCAAGCGCGACGCGCUCACCUUCCCGCGCGUGCUCUCCGUGGUGCCGCGCGUCUGGCGCCGCCUCGCCGCCACCUUCGUCGCCGCCUUCGGCCUGCUCUUCGCCUACCACCUCGUCUUCGUCGCCGUCUUCGUCGCCCUCCUCGUCGCCACCGACAACGGGUCCGGCCUCGCGGGCCUCCUCGCCGUCCUCGUCGCCGUCGCCUACCUCGCGGGCCUCGUCUACCUCAGCGUCGUCUGGCACCUCGCCAGCGUCGUCUCCGUGCUCGAGGACCUCAAGGGCUUCCAGGCCAUGCGCAAGAGCAAGGCGCUCAUCCAGGGCAACCUGCGCACCGCCUCAGCCAUCUUCGCCACGCUCAACCUCGUCUUCGUCGUCGUCGAGCUGCUCUUCCGCUCCUGGGUCGUGCAGGGCGGCCGACACGGCCUCGGCGCCGGGGCCAGGCUCCUGCUCGGCCUCGCCAUGCUCGCCGCGCUCUGCGCCGUCGUCAUGGUCGCGCUCGUCGUGCAGACCAUGGUCUACCUCGUAUGCAAGAGCUACCACCACGAGAGCAUCGACAAGAGCAACAUCUCUGACCACCUCGAGGUGUACCUCGGCGACUACGUGCCGCUCAAGGCCAGCGACGUGCAGAUGGAGCACUUCGAGGUCUGACCACACUCGCUCCCUUCCUUCCUUCCUUGGAUAUCUAUCAUCUUUGUAAUACUCUACUACCACGCUACACGCUAGUCUAGUCCCACAGAAUUUGCAAUUCCCUUGCUUGAUGGAAACAUUGGAAUGAAACUAGGGAGAGGUGGGAUCAUUUUAUCACCUGUUUCUCGGUGAUCAUUUUAUCUGCCUGCUGUAACACGAGGAUCAACUGGAUGUUUUGCAUUUGUGUAGUACCAAUCUGUAAUGAGGGGAUGGGAAUGAUACAACACUAGAUACUACGACCAGCUUGAUUGCUUCUUCUACGUUA
Lolium perenne is the source of this 1589-nucleotide messenger RNA. RefSeq lists its product as uncharacterized. The record is from RefSeq and is a predicted model, not a curated record. Lineage: Eukaryota; Viridiplantae; Streptophyta; Magnoliopsida; Poales; Poaceae.